GGACCUACUCGGCCUCUGAUUGGCUAGUACGCGAACAGGAAGGUAGAAGCAAACAAACUUUCCUCUGGUUGAUUUCGAAAGAUAACAAUAAUUACUGUUUUAGUCAGUAUUCUUGGUGAAUUGCUGGUUGUCUUCACAGGCCCUCACUAGAGAUGACGCUGCAAUGGACUGCUGUGGCCCUCUUUCUCUACGUGGAGAUGGGCAUUCUUGCCCUCCUCUGUUUACCCUUCAUCUCAGCCAGGAGGUGGCAGAGUAUUUUCCAGCUGAGGAUCUGGAGCUGUGUUGCGAGGUUCUGGAACAGAGUGUUUUACACAAUGAUCAUAGUACUCAUUGUUCUCUUCAUUGAUGCAGUGCGAGAGGUGAGGAAAUAUUCAGCUAAAGAACUUGGCACAGAUGCCAGGCUGCAACCGAACAUGUUUGAUCACCUGCACAUGAAGCUUUUCAGAGCCCAGAGGAACCUCUACAUCUCUGGCUUCGCUGUCUUCCUCUGGCUGGUUAUGAAGCGAUUGGUCACGUUGAUUAACCAACUGGCAUCAAUGUCAGGCACUACGGCUGCUCUUCAGGCGCAGGCUGAGAAUGCUAAUCAGGUCGCCCAGAAAUACAAAGAGGACAAAGAGCUGCUGGAACAGACUCUGAUGAAAGGCAAGGGUGAUAAGGCUAUCGCAGAGGGCAUGCAGCUGUUAAGAAAAGAAGUGGAGAAACUUGAAGAAGAACUGAAGACCUCAAGAGAUGCCCUGAAGAACUCCAACAUAGAGGCAGAUGCGAUGAAGAUGCAGAUGGAUGGCCUCGCCAGGGAGUACGAAAGACUGCUGAAAGAACAUCAGGAGCUCCAGAAUCUUCACGACAGUGGAAACAAAAAGGACGACUAGUUAUUGUAAAAUCCUUCUUAAGUGUUUACAGCAAAUUAGCUCAAUCCCAAGAGAGCCACUGCCAAACAUGCUUUACCUUCAUAUAACACCUUGUGUCAUAGUGCAAAUCAUAAAAACCAGGAUUGGCUCCUCUGAGAUACAGACGUUUGCUAUCAUCAGUAAUGGUUUUAAAGCAUAGAGUUGAAUUUUAAUCAUGGCAUCAGACUAGCUUAAAUGGAACGAGUAAUUCUGGAUGGUUUCCUGUUUCAGCCUGGCGCAGUGUGACUUAGAGGAAUGCUUUUUCAAGUGCACACUCUACCAGACAGAUUAGUUGUGCGAAGGAAUUGGAGAGAGUUCAGUCAGUAAUCGACCCAGGUCUGAUCACAGAGCACUUAAAAUGUUAAAGAAAUAUGCAACAAGGGUGGAUGCUGUUUUAUGGAUUGUGUCAUUGGUGUUAGCCAGGUGCACACUUUAGAGUGCAAGAUUUGUUGAAAGCUAGUUCAGUGACAGCUAUGAAUGUAUUUUUGAUACUGAGUGUUUGCUUCUUUAUUUCUGUUUGUAUAAGGAACACCUGCGGCACCCACAUUGGUCUGAAAAACAGUUAUGUAAAUUCAGUCUGUACUUUGCAUGGCAGUGCAAAUAUAGUUUGCAUGUACAGUUGCACAUCACACAUUUUUGUUGUAUUCCAGCUGAUAGAUUUGUUUUUAACCUAGUAUUGGUGGUGUCAUUAUGGUUGAAGUUUAGUUUCAUUUCCAUUAUCCACACAAAGCCUUGCCAUUGUGAAAGAGGACCUCAGAUUGUAAUCACAAGAGGCUUCAAUGUUCCCCAUUUUUUUAUGAUAAAUAAAUAGGUUAUUGAAGAGGCAAAAAUGCCUCUUCAAAAUGUGUUUUGACAUUUCUGUCAAAGACAGAUGAAAGUGCCUUGUAGGUGGAUGUAUGUAAUACACUAUGUUUAAUAAAUACAAUUCUUCAUGCCGUG
Messenger RNA from Perca flavescens (yellow perch), 1826 nucleotides. RefSeq names its product B cell receptor associated protein 29 (gene bcap29). Gene Ontology annotation, biological process: intracellular protein transport; endoplasmic reticulum to Golgi vesicle-mediated transport. Bases 153 to 869 code for a protein of 238 amino acids. The record is from RefSeq and is a predicted model, not a curated record. NCBI's taxonomy places the organism in Eukaryota, Metazoa, Chordata, Actinopteri, Perciformes, Percidae. The transcript is spliced from 8 exons. Gene Ontology annotation, cellular component: endoplasmic reticulum; endoplasmic reticulum membrane.